AUGCAGAAAGAAGUUCAUAACAUUGACGAGGGGAACAAGAAACUUUUUUGUGGUGAUGUUAAGUUUGCGAUCACUGUAGACGAGUGGUCAUCAAAAAAUGCCUCCUGUGCACUGCUGGCGAUAACCGGACACGUUUUGAAGAAGGACUUCUCAGAGAGGGCCAAUGUUUUAUUAGACUGUGUUCCCUUGGACGAGAAAAGCCACACGAGCGAGGUGAUAACAUCAAAGAUUCUAGCAAGUUUUGCAAAUCUUGGGAUUGCCGCGAAUAACAUGUCAUUCAUGGUCGCAGAUGGGAUCACAGUCAUGAUAAAAGCUGCGUCCGAUUUAGGCAUACAGUACAUUCAUUGCUGUGCGCAUGUUAUAAACUUAGCCGUAUCAACAGCUCUCACCCUUCCUGUCUGUGCGAAUGCUCUGAGAAAAGUAAAGGCCGUUGUAUCGAAGCUCAACAAAAGUGGAAGAAUGAAGAAAACCUCCAAAAGGCUCCUUGAAGAGGAAAAUCUCCCUCAGGUCGAGGUGGUCAUCCACAUAUUUUAUGAUAUGCGAUUUUCUUGCCGCGAGGACAUAUGCGACACUCCUGCGGGCGAGGAUGUCAGAGCUAGCCCUUCCUCGACGCCAACGGGGUCCGACAUGUGGUCUCUAAUCACUUCGCAACCGGCAAGUCCACCCACCAGAUCCUCGCAAAUGCAGGAAGAAGAUCUGCAGAUGGAGCUGCAGCAGUAUUCGAUCCAUUUGAAUCGAGGUAACGCACGCCCACAUGCUGAAUCCGAUCCAGUGACCUGGUGGCACAUUCACCAGCAACAGUUUCCAUUACUGGCGUCAUCCGCCUUGAAAUACUUUGCUACUCCGUGCACAUCAGUAGAUAGCGAGAGACUCUUUAGCACCGCCGGGAUCAUUUUCGGAAACAAAAGAAGACAACGUUUGCUAGGGAAAACCGCCAGGCUUUUCCUCAUGAUCAACGCUAACACUAACAAAGACACAAGCAGGGCCUGCAAAGCUUGGAGUCAGAGAGAAGUUGAGCGUUAUGGUUGUCAUGAGGGUUCCAACUCACCAUCCGUUAGUUCUGAACAGUCUUCAUCUAAAGAUUUAGAGGAGGAGUUUUCCGAAGAAAGCGUGGAAAUCUAG
Cylicocyclus nassatus is the source of this 1122-nucleotide messenger RNA. Lineage: Eukaryota; Metazoa; Nematoda; Chromadorea; Rhabditida; Strongylidae. The record is from the annotation of a GenBank genome assembly.